CUACGGCAAAGGGAGGAGCUAAGCUAAGCUAGUCCAGCCCGUGUGUGUAUUUUGGGAAUAAAACCACGUCGGGCCGAGUGCGUAAAUCGGGAAGAAAGUUUGGUGAAGUUUCGCGGGGAGAGCGAAAAGGGAACGAAGCGAGGAGCAGGACGGGAAUCCUCAUCCGCACGCCCACCCUUCAAUAAUCUUCCAUAUAUCUCCAGCUCCCAGAAUGCCCAAAUUGUCCCUGGUCGCGUUGCUCAAAAGUUGCCCCGGUGGACCCUAGUUCGGUUCGGACGGCCCACAGGGAGUGCUGGUGGGGUCCAUCCAGGAGUUGGAGUUGCCUCGCCGUAGGAUGGGCAGGGAUGGGGGAAUAAAACUAGGUGGGGGUCGGUUUCUAGGGUUUUGUUCGCUCUCGCCUUUUGGUGUGGCUAAGUGAUUUGUUAUUUGGCAGGCGAGAGGAGGGAAAGGGAAAAGAUGUGAGCUUUUUCGAAGCGGGGAGGAGGACGGAGGCCGAGAUGGAUUCUCAGAAACAGGAGAAGGAGGACGACGACGACCGCCGGAGAACCGACCUGAGAAUGGCCGGAGGCGGCAGCGGCGGAGGAGGUGGUGGUGGCGGCGGGACGGCAGUGCCGCCCCCAGCCGCCAUACCGGUCCACCGGGUGAUAAUCCCCAAACCGGAGCCGAUCGAGAUGAUGGGUGGCUUCCAGAUACUACGGCGGCCGACCGGGCGGACCAAGGACCGGCACACGAAGGUGGAAGGUCGCGGCCGGAGGAUCCGGAUGCCGGCCGCCUGCGCCGCCCGGAUCUUUCAGUUGACCCGCGAGCUCGGCCACAAGUCCGAUGGCGAGACCAUCCGGUGGCUCCUCCAGCACGCGGAGCCAGCGAUCAUCGCCGCCACAGGCACCGGCACGGUCCCCGCCAUCGCCACCAACGUCGGCGGGACCCUCAAGAUCCCGACCAGGCACGUCGACGGCCCCACUGACCUCCACAUCCUCCCCCGCGCGGACGCCACCGGGGAGGACGCCGGCAGGAAGAGGCGGCGAAAGCUCCAGCCCUCCCGCGCAGCGGGGCCCGGCGUAACCGCCGCCGCCUCAGCCUACUACCCGUCCAGGACCCCGCUGCUCCCGGGCGGCGGCGCAAUAUCCAUAUCCACGGGGCUGGCCCCCAUCGGGGCGGCGCAGGGAAUGGUGCCGAUGUGGGCUGCCGCUGCUGGCGGCAGAUUGAUACCGCCGGGCGCGCUGUGGAUGAUCCCGCCACCCUCCGCCAUCGCGGGGCCGUCGAACCAGCCUCAGCUUUGGACUUUCCCGCAGGGGCCCGCAGAUCAUCAACCUGGCAACAGCUCGGCCCAUCCCGGCCCUACCCGCCCCCGCGUCCGCGGAGCCGCCGUCGUCCGCUGCUGUGGGCGGAGGUUCCGCGGCGAGCGCGCCGUCGGCCAGACAAGAUAAGGCGGAGCUCCAACUGAUGGGCGAGUCCGGCGAGCAACACCAUCGCCAGGAUCAAAGUCAGGAGCAAAAAGAGAAUGAAGAGGUGGAGGAGGAAGAAGAGGAGGAGGAGGAGGAGCUCUCUGAGAGCAGUCCCGAAGAUUGGAAUUCUUUUCGGACAUAGAGAACUUCUCCCCCUUCUUCUUCUUCUCUCUCUUUUUUCAUUUUUUUUUUGCUUCGUAUUUGCUGUUGAACUUAAGUUAACUUGGUCUGUAGUUCGGGGAAGCACGGCGGCCAUGGACCAUAGCCGGCCAUCUCUCUGUAUCGGUCGGCACGUGCCGCACCUGCGAGAUUCGUGUUCUCCAACUUCUACUCAGCUGCUUUUUAUCUCGUGUGGGGGUGGUGGUCCCCGUGUUAGAGUUAGGGUCAAACAGCUGAGAGGGUGGGAAGGUGGGUGGUUGCACCGUGAGCCGUGCAGGGGAAGGGGAGGGUCGGUGGGCCACCACCCUGUCCGUCAUGUGAGGCGGGUGGGCGCGGGCCCAAGGGCGUGAGGAGGAGCUGUGGCCUGUGGGGCGGGCCCCGCGCGUCCUCCGGGAUGACGCGUGGUGGUCCCCCGCGGCACCGGGAGGGUGGAGGACGACGGCGGAAGGCCACGAUAAAGGUGGAGCCUUUUGUUUGUUGGGUGGUGGGGCCCAAAGAGGGGUGUGUGUGGGGUGGGUACACGGGUACACGCGUCCGGUGCUGGGUGGAGUCGGGGAGUUCGGUGGGGCGGGGGACCGGGUCGCCGGCGGUCGAUACUGGAUGCGGUGACGUGGACACGGAGCAUCCUCUAGUUUGCAGUCCUUCAAAAAGGUCCCACGUCUCUCGGUUGCCUACUGUUGUUUCUAAUUGCAUGACUGAUGAGGAUAUGUUUUCUCUUCUAAUCAUAUGUAUCACUUAGAAUUAGCGUUUAGACUUGUAAUUAUUUUUUUUUCUCUCAGCUAAUCACAAGCUCUGUACGGUCUUUUGUAGUGUGGUGGUGGGAUCUUUAUGUUGUUUUCACUUUAGUUAUCUCCAUUUGUGCUUUUCGUGGGAUCAGAUUUUGAGACAUUAGAUGGCUGAAUUAUAAUUGGACGA
This is a messenger RNA of Phoenix dactylifera (date palm), 2519 nucleotides long. Its product is annotated as transcription factor PCF2-like. The record is from RefSeq and is a predicted model, not a curated record. NCBI's taxonomy places the organism in Eukaryota, Viridiplantae, Streptophyta, Magnoliopsida, Arecales, Arecaceae. Gene Ontology annotation, molecular function: sequence-specific DNA binding; DNA-binding transcription factor activity. Gene Ontology annotation, cellular component: nucleus.